Ilyonectria robusta is the source of this 471-nucleotide messenger RNA. RefSeq lists its product as uncharacterized. The transcript has a single exon. The record is from RefSeq and is a predicted model, not a curated record. The annotation marks the transcript as partial. Lineage: Eukaryota; Fungi; Ascomycota; Sordariomycetes; Hypocreales; Nectriaceae.
AGGAGACGCCGCCGAGCUGGCAUGGGCCAACCCGCUGAUGACAGCAGCCGACGACAACAUGAGGACUUCGAUGCCGUAAUUCACCCAACUCCGGGCGAAAUCUAUCUCGCUUACUGGGAAAUGUCCAGAAAUUGGUCGCCCGUGCUUCUCCUCCCCCAGGAUCGUCUCGAUAAUGUUGGCGUGCCAGACACACUUGAGGGCCUGGGUCUUAUGGAUCAUGUGCCAAAGUGCUAUGUUUAUGAUCAACGCAUGAAAAAGUUCAAGUGGCAGGAAGCAUACGAAAAUGGCGGGCCUCUUGUUGCGAAGCGUGAGUUUCCCGUUAUGUACUUUGACGGCUUGAAAUUUCCAGAGAGGAGCUCAGUCGGUUGGGUGGCUGCCGGAGACCUCCGGACUUUCGACGUUAAAGGUUCCAAUUCCUCUCUCGUCCCAUAUUUCAAAUCAGUGCAGGACUUUCUCCGGAAUCAUGCGGCA